AUGGAUGGAUGGAUGGAGGAUGGAUGCACAUACGCAAGAGCAGCAGCUCGCCAGAUCGACGGGAGAUACCUCACCAUCUCUCCAUGUCCUGGUCACGGCGGCAUCUGCACGUCACUUUACUGCUUCAACCCCCCCUUGUUGUCCAUACUACUCAUUCUAUAUUACAGCACCAUCCUUUGUACAUAG
Purpureocillium lilacinum is the source of this 186-nucleotide messenger RNA. The record is from RefSeq and is a predicted model, not a curated record. Lineage: Eukaryota; Fungi; Ascomycota; Sordariomycetes; Hypocreales; Ophiocordycipitaceae.